This is a messenger RNA of Stegodyphus dumicola, 3627 nucleotides long. It is a transcript of the gene MCU, whose product is annotated as mitochondrial calcium uniporter. The record is from RefSeq and is a predicted model, not a curated record. Gene Ontology annotation, cellular component: uniplex complex. Lineage: Eukaryota; Metazoa; Arthropoda; Arachnida; Araneae; Eresidae. Gene Ontology annotation, molecular function: calcium channel activity; uniporter activity. Gene Ontology annotation, biological process: mitochondrial calcium ion homeostasis; calcium import into the mitochondrion.
AUGUUGCAUUACGCAUAGUGAUAUAAGGGUGUAUUUCCUUGUAGCUGAAUCGGUGGAGAGGCACACACAUUACUUAAUUCCUUUGUUUCUCUUCCAGAAAUGGAGGAACAGGCAUCAUUUUCCAAGGUCAAAACACUCGUUGCCUUCCCUACGAUAUGUUACGACAUCUGCAUUCAGCGUUGUGCCUAAUGAGGUGACUGUGUACUACCAACGCGGUCUGCCUGUGAUCACGGUGCCUCUGCCCUCUCGUCGUGAGCGGUGCCGUUUUACCCUUCGGCCUAUAACUUCCACUGUCUCCGACUUUCUGCAAGACUUACAGAAAGAAGACAAGGGGAUAGAUAGGGUCAGCAUUCAAAGUACAGACGGGACAAGGAUUGCUUCCUCAACGAGCAUCGCAUCCCUCAUGAACGAAGACUUUCAUCUUGUUAUCAACGAUAUCGUGUACCUGGUCAAGACACCGCCUCUCGAGACGAUCCCAAACGAAGAGGCAGAGUGUCUCUCUAGUGUACGCACGCGGGUUGCUCAGCUCUAUGAGGCGUUGCAUAUAGACCAGCACCAGCUGGAUACCCAGAACAGGCUACUAGGAGAAUUAGAGAAACUGAAAGAGGAAUUGGAGCCCUUAGAAAAGAAACGAGAAGAACUCCUCACAAGAGCUCAGAGACGAUCGAAUACACUCUCCUGGUUAGGUUUAGCACUUAUGGGUGCCCAGUUUGGUGUCCUCGCCCGUCUCACAUGGUGGGAGUACUCGUGGGAUAUCAUGGAGCCCGUCACAUACUUUAUCACGUACGGGACCACCAUAGCCAUGUAUGCCUAUUUUGUGCUCACGAGACAGGAAUACAUUUUACCGGAUGUGUUCGACCGCCAAACUCUUUUUGGUUUCCAUAAACAAGCACAGAAAAUGGGUCUGGAUGUGAAGCGUUAUAACAAACUCAAGGACAACGUAGCUCAGAUUGAAGAGGACUUGCGCAGGCUGAGAGAUCCUCUCCAGCUCCAUUUGCCUAUCAAGGAAAUCCGAAGAUAACCGUCAUCUCCCUUUUAGUGACCUGUGCAAGAAAAAAAAAUGAAAAUAUUUAUCAACAGUGCCGAGGAAUUCUCCAACAGCUCAUUUCAUUCGUUUUUUAUUAAUCUUUUUCACAUCCCAGUUUCCGUUUCUAUACACAAAUUUAAAAGAAUUCUUAAAAAUUUAUUUAGUGAAAUUUAUUGAUUAUUUUUCAAAUUAGUUAAUGUUUACUAAUCAUUUCAACCAAACUUAAGAUUUCGAAUACGUUUUUUGCCAUAAGGGAGCAUAACUCUUAUACGUGGUGCUCUGUCACUAGUUUGGUGUGCAGAUAACGUGUCAAAUAUGCUAGUAAUAUUCAUUACACAUUUUUGUAUGUAAUGCUUAGUAUAAAAAUUUCACCAAACACCGCUUUCAAAGUAUUUAUCCAAUGCUUUUAAAAUAAUUGCAUAUUCACUUUUUCCAUAUUUAUGAAUUAAACGGAAGUUAGUAAUCUAAUUUCUUGCAUAAAACAAAAUGAAAUUAGUAUAUAUAAAAUGAAACUUUAAAUUUUAAACAUGAUCUAGAAAUAGAACAUUUUAAUUUAUUCAUUAAUCAUAACAUAUUGUCAUAGCAUAAAUAAAUCAAAAUCACCAAUUAAGUCACCAAUUAAAUUUUAAUUUGCAGUUUCUUUUAUAAAGUAAAUCUCUGCUUGGCAUUUAUGUGUAUAUGUUUACUAAGUCUGCUCGUUCAUAUGCUUAGUUAUAAUACGGAGUUAAAAGGAAUGUACAAUAGUUCUAUAAAUGUAUUUAUAUUAAAUACAUUUAUAGGACAACAUUAAUACAUUUAUAGGAGUAAUUCUAUUCUAAUAAUGUUUGUCUCUUUUAUUUGUAAUAAGCUCCUGAUUUCUCAGUUUUAGAAUUUUAAUCUAUUCUUCUGGGUGUUAAAUAAUUUCUUCCUAAAUUAGGAAUUCUGCCAAGCUACAAUACUUAAAAGUUUCCAUGUUUGUAAAAUACCCAGAAUUUUAGUUUUGAUUUAAAAGAUUGCUGCAAAAGAAGUAAUUUCUUUUGAUGGAAUAUUCAGAACUAGAAUCUGUAGUUUUUGCUGAACAUAUAUUUUUUUUUACUCAAAAGAUUAUUUCAGUUACUUGUGCUAAGAAUAAUUUUUGUACGUUGUUCUUGAGAGAAGAACACAUUACGAGUGAUGUCUUAUAGCUGCAUUUUAGUCAGUAUUGUUGAUGCAGAAUCAAAUUAUUUUCUUCCAUUCCCUAAACUUAACUAUUUUUAAACUUGUUGCUGCUUUAAUUUGAUUCACUUUAUAUUUUUUAAUCUUUUAGGCAUCGUUGAUUACUUUAUUCAUGUUCCUUUCAGUUUAUGCUUUCCUUUAUUAUUUUAUUCCUUUGAUGCGUUAUAUUAUUGCACAUAUUUGUUAUUUCACAUAGCAAUUUACUUAAUAUUAUCUGCUAGUUUCUAUUAGAAAAGUAUAACUAUCAUUAUGUUUAAUUAUUGAAAAAUAGAUCUGGUCUUUUGUAAUUUCAUUAUUUUUCACUUUAUUUUAUUCUAUUUAAUUCUUACUAUUUUAAAUUUAAUUUAUGAAAAUAAAUAUUUUUGACCUAGUUCAGUAUAUUUUACAUUGAUCUGUGUAUAAAUUGUCUAGCAUUUCUCUUUUUUACUAAUCAAAGGUGCUACACAAGCGCACUUUUCUAGAAUCUUUAAAUUCUUAUCUAUGGCUGGGAUGUGUGAGUGAGAAAACUUUCAUACUCUACUUUAAAGUUGUUUUGGAGAAGCUCUCGGCAGCUGUGAAAGGCAAAAAUUUCUUGAAAAAAGUGGAAAAUGAACACUCUGAGUCUCUGGUUUAUCACUCGAAUGCAAAUGAUAUAAAUGGAAAUUUAGAAUGCAGUGAAGCCAUCCAUGGUUUUACCAUACGUCUUGUGUUAAUUUCCAAGCUUAGUUACACUUUGCUUUGAGUGGCAUGUUUGGAAAAGAAUUAUUAGAAAUUUCAGUUAGAAUUUGUUUAUAUGCUUGCUUACUAAUAUUAUGUUAUAUAUGUUUUAUUUACUAACAUUUUAUUGUUUGGGAUAUCCUUCAGAUAAAUCUACACUUCUAGUAUGCAGUGUUUCUUUUAAAUUUUAUACCAAGGGAAAUAUUUAUUUGUUUUAGUUAAAAAAAUACUGCUUUUUAGGUAAUUUAAAAUGAAAGAAUAUUAUGUAUGCAGUACAUUCUAGACACUCCUGUGUUUACAAAAUUUGAGUUGAAAUAUCUUUUUAGCAUAAAUGCAGGAAUACUGCAUUAUGCCUAAUGAAAGAAAGGAUAAACAUGUUCUGUAGCACUUAGAAAAUUUCUGUCUUUCUAUAAGAAAACUGAAAAUAGAAAAUUGUUACUUAAUCUUUGUACUUAACAUGCAUUAUAUUAUAAAAAUUAUCUAAAUAUUCCUACUCCACAAAAAUUAAAAUUAUGAUAUAUACUUAUUUUCAAACAGCUAUCUUUGUCAAUAUGUCAUCAUUUGUUAUCAGAAAAUAAUUUUUAUGAGAUACUUUCUUCUGCCAUAAAUCAUAGCACAUUCAUAUUUUGAGUUAUUUCAUUAUCAUAAGUGACUUAGCACUUUAAUUAUAUCAAAACCCAUUAUAAUAAUUUAUUUCUGAAUUUAUGAUA